GAGGGGGGAGAGGGGCCUAAACAAAGUAAAUCAGAAUUUGGUAUCCGUUACUUUAUAGGGACUAGGUCGUUAUUACUAUAUCCCGUAACCAAAAUAACCUCUACAAAUAAUUGAUUAUACGAAAAAUGUUUCUUCAAAACCGUUUUCUAAAAUAUAAUGGUUUCUAUUUUGCAUUUUAUUAUAUACGAUUUAUACCAAAACUUAAUCUGUAUCUCCACUGAAUCGGCUUAGGUUAUCCAUUUUGUCCAGUACCAAAAUGAUUACAUUAAGCGGUGACCAAUAUAAAAUUAAAAUACCAAUUGUCAAAUUUGGUUCUUUAGAGUCGGCAAAAUUCACUCCUAACCCUUACUCCUCCCCCCCUUAAAAUAAACCCUAAAAUUGCCUCUGUCUAUGUACUGGUACUAGUGGGCUAAAAGAAUGAUGAUAAAAGGAGUUCUGUACUUAAAUUUAGCAACCUAAAAUGGAUAAAAAUGUUUUGAAAAAAAAACCACUAAGGUAGGUGUACAGACGUCGUACAGUUCAUCAUCUGGCCGUUCAUUAGUUAUUGCUAUCAAAUUCAAGGACACAUUGGCCAAAUGUCAUGACGAUAUGCUUGUAUUUAUUUAUUUUUUUAACUUUCAAUUCAUGUAUUGACUACAUUAUUCAAUGUAAUACGUUUUAUUAUAUACUUGUUCAUAUUUUAUUAUAGUUCGUAAUGUUGCAUUUUAUAAUAAAAGUAAUGUUAACAAUGGUUGUUCAAUUAGCUUUAUUAUUCCGGCUAAUAACUGGGCAAUAUAGGUUGAAUGUUGUAACAAAUCCAUUCAGAAAGACAAAAUACCAUUUGGAUCUAGAUGAAUUUUUAAAUAUUUAUGACGAUAACGAAGACUCAAUUCAAUCCUUACAUCCAAAUCAUGAGUCCACCGAGAAUGUGGUUAAAUUAUCAAAUGUGCCGUCUCCUCCAGUUGGCAUAAUUGGAUUUAUUAAACGCGGAUACGUCUUCCACAAGGAGGAAGAAGAAAAAAAAUAUGAUUUGAAAUUCAUUGAAGCGUCAAAGAUGAUCGAUCUUUUCUUGGAGUAUGAUGUGGAUGAUUCAAAAACGCUAGUCCCGACUCCGUAGCACGGCAUUGUGUGGCGGGGAGUAGCGAGGAAUGGCAGCGAGUGGCAUGGAUAAACAAGGACAAGUCCGAUUUUUCACAUAUUUUGUUCAUUUUUAGUUAGUAAAAAUAAAGCCAAACUAAAUGUUGACUUGAAUUUUUUUUAUUCUUAGUCAAUCGUUAUUUAGUUAAUACUAUUGUCUAUUCGUAAACAUAAUCAUGAGUGGAUGCUACACCCACAUACUUGUUGUCCCCGUUCCAAAAGUAAAACUAUAUAAUUAAAAAGUAGCAUCCACGGUUAGGUUGUUGUACCUAUGUUGUUCCUAAAUCAUAAUUUAAUUAAUAUAAUUCUUUAUCAUGUGUCAUCGGCCUCCCCAUUUGAGCACCACACUGCAGUCCACAGGUCUUAUAAUCUAUACCUAGGUAUGUAGUGGGUACCUCGGUAUUUAUAACUCUGGUUUCUCUAAGUUUCUGUAAAUCGAUUUUUUUUUCUUGGUCUCUUGAAACUUCGAGGUACCGAAGUUCGAACUGUAUAGGUAUCUAAU
Messenger RNA from Myzus persicae (green peach aphid), 1618 nucleotides. RefSeq lists its product as uncharacterized. Lineage: Eukaryota; Metazoa; Arthropoda; Insecta; Hemiptera; Aphididae. The record is from RefSeq and is a predicted model, not a curated record. The transcript has 4 exons. Bases 695 to 1096 code for a protein of 133 amino acids.